Parasteatoda tepidariorum (common house spider) is the source of this 3208-nucleotide messenger RNA. It is a transcript of the gene Slob, whose product is annotated as Slowpoke binding protein. NCBI's taxonomy places the organism in Eukaryota, Metazoa, Arthropoda, Arachnida, Araneae, Theridiidae. The record is from RefSeq and is a predicted model, not a curated record. Gene Ontology annotation, molecular function: actin binding.
UAUGACAUGCGACCGUGGCGCUACUUUCUUCUGCUCUUGUCUUUUACGCACCGAAACAAAAAUAUAAUUCAGAAUGUAAACAAAAAAUAAAACUAAUUCUUAUUAUAAUAUGAAAUUAAAUUUGCUUCAAUUUACGUUUUUUCAUGAACUUGAAAUAUCCCUGCCAACAUGAAUGAACCUUUUGAUGAGGAUAUAUCAUGGAAUCUCUUUAUUCACCAAUAUUAUUGGGCCUUUGUUCUAAUUGUGGUGCUAGCAUUAUUCGUUUUGUGCCUGCUUUUAUGGUAUAUGAGACGCUGUAGAAGAGAGCCCAGAUAUGAGUAUACAGCAUUGGCAGAUGAAAACAUUUUGCAUGAUCGAUUGGAAAUGGAUCGGAAGAUGCAAAAAGAUUCCGAUAGGAACAUGUCAACUAUUCGCUGUCAAUAUUAUUUAAGAGGAUCAACUCGUUAUGUGUUUCUUCGACAUUUGCCAGACAUGGGAAGUAGGCUGGACAAAAACUGGUUUCUUGUGCGUGAUACUACCACAAGAACUGAACGCUUGCUAACAAUGACUCCAAUGGCAGAAAUUUGCCCUAUGAGGUACAAUGCUGAUACAAGGCAAGUGUUACUGGAGCUCUUCUUAGCUUUGCAGCAUCCAUAUAUUUAUCCUGUCUUAGAUAUUGAUAGAAGAAUUGUUAUGGAGCAAGAAUAUGUUAUUGCAGUUAUACCCUUUAAUGAUGAGGGCACAUUAAAAGAUGUUAUACAUCAAAGUCAUUGUCAGGAUGACUUUAAAGAUAAAUAUCAUUUUCAAGGUUGUGGUCUCAGUUCUGCUCAAAUUCAGAGACUUGGUUGCCAGGUGCUUGAGGGUUUAUUGUUCCUCAAAGAUCAAAGAUUCCCACCUUUUUUGCAUUUACAUUCCGGAAAUAUCAUAAUUCAAAAUGGAGUCGCUAGAAUAUCUGGAUUAGAGAAUACUCUCUUUGGCUAUACUUCUCGCACUCAUUUAUUUAUCCCCAAAAGACUUUAUGAAAAUAAAGAAGCUGUAGAAGUGUUAUGUUUUGGUCAUCUUCUGUUUGAAAUGGCUACUGGUUAUGAACUUACUUCAUCUCAUCCUUCUGAAAAGAAUUAUAUGGAUUUAGAGGACAAACCUUUAGUUGUAGAUGUACUGAAAUACAUUUUUGAGCAGGGUCGUUAUCGGUUUCCUUCUUUGCAACAAGUUGCAAGUUUAGAUUUCUUUCGUCAUAUUGAUUUGCGAGAAUUGCGAUCCUUGAUGCCUGCGGCUUCUAUCAAGGCAAAAAUAAGCCCUGCCGCAAAGUCCCUCUUGAAAGAAGUGAAAAGGCAUCAGAGGUCAAGGAGACAGGAUAAGCGCUCCCAAUCAAAUAAUGCUGUAGAAACAGAAUCUGUUGAUGGUAGAGAAAGCAGGAGUUCUGGAGCUAGUAACCGAUCUUCUAAAAGGAAAAAGAAACGAACCCAUACUUCUAACGAGACAACACCUGAUGAUGCAGUGGAAGGAACCAUUUUACAAACUUUACCUCUUUCAAGGAUCGAAGGCUCCCUUCCUACAGCAGGUUCACGAUCCGAUUCAUUGGAUUACUUCACCCCUCCUACCACCCCAUUAGGUGCACCGAAAUCUCAAUCUCAGACUCACGAAGAAGCUAGGACUCGUGCCCAGUUAUUGCAAGAAAUACAAAAAGGUUGCAGGUUGAAACGUACCAACUGGUUCCCUGAUCCAGAAGUUUAGUUUUGCACCCACAAAAAAUGCAUCAGGAUGUUUUUAUGGGUUUAUUUUUCAAGAAAUUAGUCACAGAAUACUUGGCAAUCACCAUUAGCAGAUGGCUUUUCUGAUAACCAGAGCUUUUGCAGCAAGUUGCAGUUUUCCGUUAGAAGAUAGGUGACACUUACAUAUCGAGGAUAUCUAGUACCCUAUAGGAAGAUAAAUAUAUAAUGCUGUUUAUAUUUGUGAAAAAUAAUUUUAAGGAUAUUAAAUAGCAUUUAAUUUAAUAAAUUUAUAGUAAAACUUAUUAUUUAAAAGCAUAUAUAUCAUUUCUGAUUAUCCAAUCGAAAUUCUGAAGAGAAAAAAUGAAAAUUUUGUAGAUAUUAAGGUUAAGCAGUUUUAAUUUCAAAGAACUUUGACCUUUUUGAGUUUGCCAGGAAAAUAUUCCGUAUAAUUUCGCCCAGAAUUUUAACUAGAAUUUAUUUUUAUAAAAUUCAAAUUAUUAAUAUAUAUUUUUCAUUUGAAAAAAUUUUAUUAUCAAUCAUGUUAUUUUGCAGAUUACAGUAAAGACUCUUAGAAAAAUAAUAACUAAUCUUUAUUUAAUUUGUUUGGUAUGUUUUAAGGAAACAAUGGACAUUCAAAACAUAAAAGUGCAAUUUUUAUUCCAUUCUUUUCAAAUUUUAAUGUAAUAUUGGUAGCAUUAGUAUAAGUCUAUGUACAGUCCUCGAAAUAAAAAACGGACCAGUUUCUGAAAUAUUCUUUAGUUUGAAAAUGUUUGCAGUACAAAAUUCCAUUACAAGUUUAAAUUUUUAAAAUUUUAUUAAAGGAUUUUUUAAUAAUUGUAUGUGAACUUAGUUCACCUUUCUGCUUACUUAACUUGUAACAUAAAAUAAAUGCGUUUUUUGAGGUCAAAAAGCUUUAAUGGAAUAAAUUGUUACAGAAUUCGAAAUUGAAUGUUUAGGGAACCUGGAAUUUUUACUAAAUGUAGUUGCGUAUUUCGGCACACUUUCCUGAUCAAAAUUUUUAUUUCUAUUUUAAUGAAAACAAAAAAAAUAAAUAAUUUAAAGCUGUUCGUUGCUUACUAGUUUGCCAUGCAUUUUUGUGUCCUGUUUUAGCAUGUUUGUGUCUACGAAUAAGUUUUAGAUGCAUAAUUUCAUUCUUUUUUAAAUAAUUAUGCUUAUCAUUUAGUUUUAUUUGUAUUAUGUUCUCAUUUUUAGAAACAUUUGUUGCUUUUAUAAUUCAUUUCAAGAGAAUUCAUUAGUAUUUUUUAUUAUUCAUUCUAAAAAAAAAGAAUAAUUUUUUAAUGGAAAUUAUUAAUUAUCCAGUCUUUUUACAUAGAAUUAUGAGAUUUCAAUUAUUCGGAAAUUUAAUGCUUGUAUAUUAUAAAAAUUGAGUUUGGGGGAAAAGGAACCUAUGUUUAAUUUGGGAAAAAAUCAUGAGCAUAUGUUGUAAGGCUAAUAGGCCAUAAGUUCUGUUUUUCCUAAAAAAACUCAAUAAAUAUGUUCUUAUUAAACUUAAAAAA